This is a messenger RNA of Orycteropus afer afer, 625 nucleotides long. RefSeq names its product hippocalcin (gene HPCA). NCBI's taxonomy places the organism in Eukaryota, Metazoa, Chordata, Mammalia, Tubulidentata, Orycteropodidae. The record is from RefSeq and is a predicted model, not a curated record. Gene Ontology annotation, molecular function: calcium ion binding.
UGUCUCCGCGUCGCCGGGUGGGACUUGGCUCAGCGGCCAUGGGCAAGCAGAACAGCAAGCUGCGGCCCGAGAUGCUGCAGGACCUGCGGGAGAACACAGAGUUCUCAGAGCUGGAGCUGCAGGAAUGGUACAAGGGCUUCCUUAAGGACUGCCCUACGGGCAUCCUCAACGUGGAUGAGUUCAAGAAGAUCUACGCCAACUUCUUCCCUUACGGCGAUGCCUCCAAGUUCGCUGAACAUGUCUUCCGCACCUUUGACACCAAUAGCGACGGCACCAUCGACUUCCGGGAGUUCAUCAUUGCACUGAGUGUGACUUCACGCGGCCGCCUGGAGCAGAAGCUCAUGUGGGCCUUCAGCAUGUAUGACCUAGACGGCAACGGCUACAUCAGCCGCGAGGAGAUGCUGGAGAUCGUGCAGGCCAUUUACAAGAUGGUGUCGUCAGUGAUGAAGAUGCCAGAGGAUGAGUCAACCCCGGAGAAAAGGACUGAGAAAAUCUUCCGACAAAUGGACACAAACAACGACGGCAAGCUGUCCCUGGAGGAGUUCAUCCGCGGAGCCAAGAGUGACCCGUCCAUCGUGCGCCUGCUGCAGUGCGACCCCAGCAGCGCCUCUCAGUUCUGAGCGAG